Molecule: messenger RNA, 927 nt
Organism: Cololabis saira (Pacific saury)
Lineage: Eukaryota; Metazoa; Chordata; Actinopteri; Beloniformes; Belonidae
Product: endonuclease domain-containing 1 protein
Exons: 2
Coding region: 1-927 (308 amino acids)
Molecular function (GO): metal ion binding; nucleic acid binding; hydrolase activity
Source: RefSeq, a predicted model, not a curated record
AUGCAUCUGUGCUGCGCCUGCAUCCUGUCCUUCUCUCUGUUGAUGGUGCCCCACCUGGUGAGCGCCUCAGUGUCAAGCAGCUUCAAAGACUGCAAGCAUUUUUUCUACAUGCAAACACCGCCCGCCGGGGUCCGAGGGACAAGCCUGAAAAGGAUCUGCCAGAAAUAUGCGGACAAACUUCGCUUCGCCACACUGUACGACAGCAGUCGGCAUCUCCCCCUUUACUCGGCAUACGUCUUUAAGAAGUCGGAUGGGAAGAAGAGAAUGGACACACCCUGGAUGUAUGAACCCCAGCUGGUAUCUGACGACGAGGGCGGGAACAUGCAGGUGCUUCCCAUGGGUAAAGACAUGCCCCCUCUGAUCGAGGACAGCCAGGCCGUGCUGGAGGACUACGUAGACGCUGUGGAGUUCAGACGUGCUCCUCUGAAUCCAGAUCUGCACCAAGCAGAGCCGGACGACAAAUCCUCGACCUACACCCUGACCAACGUGGUUCCACUGAUCACAGAGUUCCUGGAUAACAGUUGGAAUCCAUACUUGGAUGUCGUUCGCAGACGCCUGAACAACUUCUGCCACGGCAAAUCCUUCAUCGUGACGGGGGCGACCGUUUCAGGGGCCACCAUCAAGCGGAAUAACAGAGACUGCCUGACCAUCCCAAAACACCUAUGGCUGGCAUACUGCUGCCCACGUUUUGACCGUAACUCGCCGUACGAGGUGAGGUUUAUGUUCCCCAGCUUUGGGGGCUAUGCACUGAAUGAACACACUGGUUUCAGUGUGGUGGAAGUACCAGUCAAGACUCUGGAGACUUUCUUGAGGAGCCAGACGGACAUAGACAGUGACAUGAGUGUGUUUUACAAGGGCUGCGUGUCAGAAAACACCUUCAAGAAGAAGAGGAGAGACCUGUCCAGAGCUGAACUGCAACCAGAAUGA